AUGGAGCACUCACCCUCAAUACAACCUGCAGCGGAGAACAUGCGUCUCUUUGUUGAUUCUUCCGGUGCAGCACUGAGCAUCUUUUUGGACAUCAGCGGUGUUGAGAACAGGCCAAAGUUGAUCCGCACCCUCCGCAAUUCGGGAGCAGCACCAUGUCGCUUUCCGAAAGAUGCGUCGAUUCUCCUGGUGGAUGCUGAUUCAAUAUCUGGCAGGCAAUUUGUACGCGACUGGGCCGCCGAUCCGAACAAAGUUGUCUUAGGCUACCAAUGGGCUCGUAGAUGUGUGGCACAGAGAAGACUAUUGCUUGAAGACGAUGAUUGGGGAGGUUUUCGCGUUUCAGACGAUGGAGAAGAUAUAUAUUCCGAGGACGAAUAUGCUGAGGAGAUCCAAAAAAGUCCGUUGCCCACUCCUCGACCGACCCCCUCGGAACUCCCUGGCAGCAUCAAGACAACUAAGCCUCCGUCCAUACAAUCUCAUCUUCAGCCGAAAAUGCAUCCUCCUCAGUCCCAAUCCCAGCCCCAGUCCCAGCCCCAGUCUCAAACCCAACUCCAACCCCAGCCCCAGCCUCCUUUCAUCAACCAUAAUUAUCCUCCGAUGCAUAACCCGUUCUCUCAGCUGUCACCCUCUAAUUCUUUCGCACCCAUGUUUGGGCUCAAUCCACAGUUCCAAUAUCCUAAUCCGAUGAUGCAGGCUCCAUCUGUCAUUUCACUGGUCGAGUCUGCUAUACACCUUGCCCGUCAACAGGGCGCUGAUACUACGCAGCUCCAAGCUGUCCACGCAUCUUUGUCUCAACAUCCUCCUCAACAGCCAACGUCACAUCCUUUCUUAUUUCCGAAUAUGCAGAAUUACACAAACCCAUCAGCCAUCGCUGGAUCUUCUCAGCAUCCGCCUUUAGAAGCUCGGUCUCUUGCUCAGGCCCAGCUUCCAGAUAAUAUUUCGGAUGGUAGUGAUAUCAAGGAUUUCUUCAUAGCUCAGGAACCACCGACACCCUCGCUGAAACGCAAAGACCGUUCUGUCAGCCCUACUUUUCCGCCUCGCCCAGCAUCGUCAUCAAGAUCAAAAGGUAAACAAAAGGCCGAUCAGGCCGAUCAAGGUUCACGUCUGCACCGUCGCAAAUCGCCAUUGACACGUUCACGACCUCUUCCACCUCCAGUUGCUUCCGAUAGACCGCCCUCUCUAUUUUCAAUUGCAUCCACACCAUCUGCGACGUUUCCACCUAAGGACUCGCAAAGCAGACGGGAGGACAAAGGUGUUUUCAGAGUGGCCAAUGGUCCUCUGCGUAUGUUCGUGCAGAUUGAUAUUCGAAACAGGCGUGAGAUCGUGAUAUCCAUCAAGAAAAACGGCGGGAUCAUCACUGCUGACAUCGCCGUCGCCGCUUACGCAGUCCUAAGUGUGCGCUCAACGACAUACCAUAGUUUGCGUGGCGAGGCUGAGCGUCACGGCACGCCUGUCGUUCUAGCGAGUUUCGUGCAUGACUGUAUCACGGAAGGACGUUUGUUGGAUCCCGAGGAAUACUCGCUCAACGAAUCUUCGGCCAAAAAGAAAAGAGGUCGCCAGCCAAAGCUUGCCCAAGACAAUGUCAUCAAGCCAUCCGAAGCGAAACCGAAGGGCAGGCGAAAAAAAAUCAAGCAAAAGACACCCUCAUUGCACGAAGACCGGUCACCUACCCCUGCUCCACCGCUGGAAACGAAGGAGAUGAGGGGCGGGAGGUAUUAUUUUACGGAUGCAGAAAUAAAUUAUGCGCGGAUGUAUUUCCGUCGACUCAUGGGAAUCGAUCCCAACACCUCAUUGGUGAACGCAUGCAUCAAGCUCAGCGUGAAGAUGCCGCAUCACACCUCCGGAUCGUGGCAACAAACCAUGAGCAAGAGGGGUAUAUGGGAAGAGGCCAAGGCCAGCGCCACGUCUCGGCCUCCACCAGAGGACAUAGUUCAUAAUGGUAAUAACCACAUAUCUCAUGAUGAUGACGACAACACCGAUGAAGAUAUACAAGGUGUUCGCGAUCUGUUGGGGGAAGACGAUCAUGUGGGCGAAAGGCCGUCUGCUGGAGAGUCGAUGGUAAAUCCGUUCCCAGAAUUCAAAGGGCACGAUGAGGCACCUUCCACCUCGGAUCCUGUCUCUGUUGUUACUCCUGGAUCUAACCUUCAAACCGUUGCGCCUGCUACUGAGCUUCAUGUAGAGCCUGUGCCUACAGCUCCGCCGGCGCCUGCGUCCGUUCCUACUCCCUCUCUUGCCCCCACAUCUGUCCCAGCCUCUGUCCUCGACGACAGCUUAGAUAGCACGCAGGUUCGAGUUGAUUUCGAGGCUAUUGUUGGAUUUCUUUCUUCCGCAGAUGCCGAUGACGGCGGGGAAGAAGAGGUUUGGGCUCUGCUGACGCGGCUGCAUCAUUGCCAGACAGCUCCAGAUUGGAGAACUUUUGUUGAGCGACAUUCGGAAGCCGUCAUGGAGGAAGUCGCUCGACGAUGUCAGCUGCAGAUGGCCCCUUCGUGAACAACGUAUGGCGAGCCUACGGCCUGGGUCUGGUGUUCACUCUACUUACUACACGAUGCUGGGAGGAUGUACAUAGGAAAUUCCUUAGGCGACAUUAAAUGACCAGUGGAUCAUUUUGUCCAGCCAUGCUUGUUCUUUAUAGAUCUCUCCAUCAU
This is a messenger RNA of Heterobasidion irregulare TC 32-1, 2642 nucleotides long. RefSeq lists its product as uncharacterized. Lineage: Eukaryota; Fungi; Basidiomycota; Agaricomycetes; Russulales; Bondarzewiaceae. The coding region runs from base 1 to 2487 and encodes 828 amino acids. The transcript has 6 exons. The record is from RefSeq and is a predicted model, not a curated record.